This is a messenger RNA of Rhododendron vialii, 597 nucleotides long. Its product is annotated as putative disease resistance protein At3g14460. The transcript has 4 exons. NCBI's taxonomy places the organism in Eukaryota, Viridiplantae, Streptophyta, Magnoliopsida, Ericales, Ericaceae. The record is from RefSeq and is a predicted model, not a curated record. The coding region runs from base 1 to 597 and encodes 198 amino acids.
AUGUCAUCAAAGACUUUUGCAAGUGAUGGUAACUACCCCAAUGGGGGUAAGGAAAUGCAUUUUUCACAAUUCAGGAACUUGAAGGAGGCCAUCUUCGAGAAAGAAGAGUUUCCAACCCAAGUCGAAAUUCUUCUACCAUGUAACAAGAAGACAAAGGAAGUUAAUAAGAUCGCUAGUGUUUGCAGGCAACUUGGUGAUGGGUCUAAAAUAUCUGAGUUGGGCAGCUUGAUUCAUCUUAGAGGGACAAUUUGCAUAUCAGGAUUGGAGGAUGUGGCGGAUGCUCUAGAUGCUAGGAGGGUCAACUUGAAAGAUAAACAAGUCUUAGAUGUGCUAUUUCUAAAGUGGAGUAUCUCCUCGGAUCAUUCUCGCAAUGGAAAUGUUGAAUUAGAAAUUCUUGACAUGCUUGAACCUCACGAUAACUUGAAUGAGCUUACCAUUAGUGGUUACCAUGGUAGAAGAAUUCCGACUUGGGUUGGAAACUCUUCGUUCUCGAAGAUGGUCUCCUUCAAGUUCCUGAAUUGUGAAAAAAGCAUUUCCUUACCCCCAUUAGGGUUAGUUACCAUCACUUGCAAAAGUCUACAUUCAAGGGAUGAAUGA